GACUGUCGUAAUCAAUGCCUUAGCUAGAAGGGGACACUUUUAGGCAGUUGACGAUGAGUGUUGUUGGCGCAUGUGCAAGUGGGUUUACUGUGCGUUCUGGAUGGAGGGGCACUAUUUGGCAGACGCUUGGCAAUGCUGAAAAAUUUAGACAUGGAUUCAGUGCAUCGCUAGGGCGUGAGAUGCUGUGCGAGGACAUCAAGAGAUAUUUGAAUGACAAGACUGAUCCCUUUUUAAAAAAAGAUUCGCAUGUGGCGUUUUUCGACCCGUGCAGAUAUGUUGUUCAUAAGCUAAGACAAAGGCCAGUGAGCUUGACCGUUGGCUCUGUAGAUGCAGUAACAUCGUUAACAUGGGUGGCUUACCUGGCGAGCUACGUUUCCUACCAUUUAAGGUUUAAGAAAGAGAACCCAUCAUAGAAAUGGCUGCAAAUGCGAUAGUAGUAGGUUGUUCGAGGCCUAGCGCCGUUGGUAUGUUUUUAGUACAGGGUGACGUCUUUGAGUGAAUUCAUGGCAUCAUUCGCACGUUACUUGCCACGCUGAAAAAAUAUUUCAUCUCAAUUUAGCACACGACUGGUCAGGACGGAUACACCAGGCGAUGGUCACGUCCGUGAACGAGGAAAACGAGAGUGUGACGGUGGAGUGGAUCGAGAAUGGAGACACCAAAGGGAAAGAGAUUGACCUGGAGAGCAUAUUCUCGCUGAACCCUAACGUGGCCCCCGACGAGGAGAUCGCCGUGACUCCCGAGACUCCGCCCCCUCCCGCUCAGAGUGCCACCAAGGUGCCCCGCAUUGCCAAGAACCGACGAACCAUCGCUCCCCCUAAAAAUGAAACCCCUGCAAGAGACACCCGAGCAGCGUCGGCGCGGGUGCGUCCCGGCCCCCAGCAGCCCGAGCCCCCCGCCCCGCCGCAGCCAGCGCCGCCCCCCCAGGCCCCCCAGACCCCGCUGACCCAGGCCCAGGCCCAGCAGAAUGGUAGUAUCACUGACAGGUUGCGGCAGAUCCCAGCAAAAAUAGAGCAUCGAAUCUCCUCGCGGAGGAAAUCGAACUGUGUGAAGGAGGUGGAGAAGCUACAGGAGAAGAGAGAGAGGCGCCGAUUGCAGCAGCAGGAGCUGAGAGAGAAGAAGGCGCAGGAAGUUGACACUACGAUCCCCAACUAUGAGAUCAUGUACAUGAUCAGGGACUUCCGGGCCAGCCUGGACUACCGACCACUCAGCACGGCUGACCUGAUCGAAGAGCACAGGAUAUGCGUGUGUGUGAGGAAACGACCACUCAACAAAAAAGAGCUGACAGCGAAGGACCUGGACGUGAUCACCAUCCCCAGUAAGGACGUGGUGAUGGUGCACGAGCCCAAACAGAAGGUGGACCUGACCCGCUACCUGGAGAACCAGACCUUCCGCUUCGACUAUGCCUUCGACGACACCACUACUAACGAGAUGGUUUACAGGUUCACUGCCAGGCCACUGGUAGAGACCAUCUUCGAGAGGGGAAUGGCCACAUGCUUCGCUUACGGACAAACAGGAAGUGGAAAAACACAUACGAUGGGGGGAGAUUUUUCUGGGAAGAACCAGGACUGCUCUAAAGGGAUCUACGCAUUGGCUGCACGGGAUGUCUUUCUCAUGUUGAAGAAGCCGCACUAUAAGAAGUUGGAUCUGCAGGUGUUUGCCACCUUCUUCGAGAUCUACAGUGGAAAGGUGUUCGACCUGCUGAACCGCAAGGCCAAGCUGAGGGUCCUGGAGGACGGGAAGCAGCAGGUGCAGGUGGUGGGGCUGCAGGAGAGGGACGUCCGCUGCACCGAGGACGUCCUCAAACUGAUCGAAGUGGGAAACAGCUGCAGGACGUCCGGGCAGACCUCGGCCAACGCCCACUCGUCCCGCAGCCACGCCGUGUUCCAGAUCAUUCUGCGGCGGAACAGGAAGAUGCACGGCAAGUUCUCGCUCAUCGACCUGGCGGGGAACGAGCGCGGCGCGGACACGUCCAGCGCCGACCGCCAGACCCGCCUGGAGGGCGCCGAGAUCAACAAGAGCCUGCUGGCGCUCAAGGAGUGCAUCCGGGCCCUGGGGCGGAACAAACCCCACACCCCGUUCCGGGCCAGCAAGCUGACGCAGGUCCUGCGGGACUCUUUCAUCGGGGAGAACUCCAGGACCUGCAUGAUUGCCACCAUCUCUCCUGGCAUGACGUCAUGUGAGAACACGUUAAACACGCUGCGCUACGCUAACAGAGUUAAAGAGUUUGGGAUAAGUCCCUCAGACAUCCCCUUCUCCCAGAACGCUGGUGGUCGCGCUGAGCUGUCCCCCACCUAUGAGUACGAUGGCUUUGCUACUUCAACACGCAGGGUGAAGGAGCUGACCGUGGACCCCAGCGCGCCCAUCGAGGGGCGCCCCAACAUCCACUCGGUGAACCAGCUGGACGUGCUGGAGGCACAGUGGGGUGUGGGGAGCUCCCCCCAGAGAGACGACCUCAAACUGCUCUGUGAACAGAACGAAGAGGAAGUCUCCCCACAGCUGUUCACUUUCCACGAGGCCGUGUCUCAGAUGGUGGAGAUGGAGGAACAGGUGCUGGAGGACCACCGAGCCGUCUUCCAGGAGUCGAUCCGGUGGCUGGAGGAUGAGAAGGUUCUGCUGGAGAUGACGGAGGAGGUGGACUAUGACGUGGACACAUACGCAACACAGCUGGAGCAGAUCCUGGACCAGAAGAUUGAGAUCUUAACCGAGCUGCGAGACAAGGUGAAGUCGUUCCGCUCGACGCUGCAGGAGGAGGAGCAAGCCAGCAAGCAGAUCAACCCCAAACGGCCCCGCCCCCUCUGAGCUCCGCCCCCUUCCUUCUCCACGGCGCCCCCUCCUGGCCCACUCAGAGAAGGCCUGGGGGCGCCCGCGUCUGAAGGUUUCAUGAAGGAUUGCGUCCGUCAGUCUGUCAGCGCUGACCGUGAAUAAAUAUCAAACCUGCACAACACAACAACAAAAAAAAGAAGAAAAACUCACAACAGCGCCCCCCGGUGGUGGUACCACUCCAGCACGUCCUUUACCUGUCACCACCUGGGAUCUGUCCGAGGAGCUCGCUCGUUCUGUCCACCCUGCCGUCCACGAAAAAGAAACGGGGGAGGAAAAAAACAAA
Molecule: messenger RNA, 3106 nt
Organism: Anguilla rostrata (American eel)
Lineage: Eukaryota; Metazoa; Chordata; Actinopteri; Anguilliformes; Anguillidae
Product: kinesin-like protein KIF2A
Exons: 21
Coding region: 592-2799 (735 amino acids)
Biological process (GO): microtubule-based movement
Molecular function (GO): microtubule motor activity; ATP binding; microtubule binding
Source: RefSeq, a predicted model, not a curated record